UUCUCUUGAGUUAUAGUUUUUAUACAAGUUAUUCCUUGAAGAUGAAGAGUAUUCCAUUGUUGUAUAUUUGCAUGGAUAUCUGCAGCUAAAUCACGUACAUGACGUGCUAUUCCUGUCAAAUUUUUCCCGUGAUAUGAAUUAGGAACGUUGUGUAAAGCGGCAAAUUUAAUUUAACAAUAAAAAAUGAUAAUACGAUGACCAUGAACAAAUACGAAAAUUACUUCUACUUUCUUGCGUGGCCAUGUGCUAUUGUUUAUUCGGCAUAUCAAUUUUAUUCCUCGAGUAAUUAUUUCGACAACUAUUAUGAUGCCUACGGCGAUUUCGAUUCAGGAUGGACUUGGAUAAGCAGAAAAAAGGAUAUUUCUGAUCAAGAGUGGCGUAUAUGGCUGAUGUUGCUCAGCAGACUGGUGCCAUGUACUUUUAUACAUCAUUUUGUCAGCAGAAUUAUCAAAAUUAACAAUAAUAAUAAUAUGAUAUUGUAUUGUUGGUACAUCCUCGCAUCUGCAAUGUUCCUUUAUUACUAUUUGGGCAUAUUAGGUUUCUUAUGUAUAUUGUUACAACCUGUAUUUCUGCACAUAUUAACGUGUAUGUGUACCAAAAAUAUAGCAUGGUGUAUACAUGUAUUCUGUCUAUUUAUAAUACAUGUGUUAAAAACACCAGAUGGUACUUUUCAAAGCUGGUUAAGAUUCAGCGAUGAAGAGCAUUUUAUUUUGACACUCACAAUGUGUUGGAUACAUUUAAGAAUUAUUAGCCAUAAUAUGGACAACAUUGAUGAACAAUUAAGUGGCAUAAAUAAGUUUAUUCAGAGAUUGGCCUAUUGUUUGUAUCUACCUACAUUAUUUUUAGGGCCGCUUAUAUUAUAUCAUGAAUUUGUGGAGUCGGUUAAUCAGCCAUAUCAAUAUUGGAAUUAUAGAAAACUGCAAACUUUUGCAUUAAACUUUAUUAGAUACAUGUUCUGGAUAUACUUUACUGAAUUUUUAUUACACUUUCUUUACAUAAAUGCAAUACAAUACCAUCCACAGGUUGUGCAAGACUUGAAUUCUUGGGCAUUAUAUGGUUUAGGAUAUUGCAUGGGACAAUUUUUUUUAAAUAAAUAUGUCGUAGUUUAUGGAAUUUGCGGCACUUUAUGUGAAUUGGACGACAUAAAAGCACCACCAAAACCCAAAUGCAUAGGUAGAAUUCAUUUAUACUCAGACAUGUGGAAACAUUUCGAUCGAGGAUUUUAUACAUUUCUCGUAAGAUAUAUUUAUCUUCCGAUUCAGAAGUCUCAUGUGUGCUUUGGAAAACUGUUUGCAUCAUUUUUAUGUUUCUCAUUUGUCCUUAUAUGGCAUGGAAUACAAAUGAAUAUUUUUAUUUGGACAUUACUUAAUUUUAUAGGAGUAGUAAUCGAAAGUGUAGGAGUGUCAAUUGGUAAAAGCACACAAUAUCGCAAAAUACAAAAUAUGUAUUUAUCUACAAUGAAUACUAGAAGGUUCCAUUGCAUAUUAGCAAGCCCUCUUUUAGCUAUGUCAGCUAUAUCAAAUUUUUAUUUUUUUGGAGGGCAAGAAAUUGGAAAUAUUUUUGUACAUAACAUAUUAUACGGAUCUUGGAAAGUUUUAUUUGUUCUGCUUUCUUUUCUUUAUUGCUGCUGUCAACUUUCUGUACAUAUUAAAAAUUGGGAGUUGCAACGUGUUAAAGGAUAAAAUUUUUAUUUUCGUGAGUUAAAAUACAUGAAUUCCAUGUUUUGUUGGUAACAUGUUCAUGAGAGAUAUUAACUUAUAUCCAUAAUGUUCUAAGACAUAUUCAUUCAGAGAUAUUAAAUGUAAAAAGGAGAUUAUAUAGUAUAAUGGAGUAUGAAAUGUGUAUAUAAAAGCAGUUUAUGCUGAAAUAUUUUUAGAAAUUUAUUUGUAAGUACAAAACAUGUAGAAAAAUAUGUUGUGUAAACAAACUUAUUGUAACUUACAAUAUUAUGAUAUUUGCGUUGAAUUAAGACUGACUAUAUAAACGUGAUACACAAGUAUAUAUUUUUUAUAGAGAUUAUAUAAAGACUUCUACUCACUUUAUAAUCUAUUCGUGUGAUACUAUAAGUCAUAUAGGCAUUUAAUUUUAUUAGUCACCAUAUUUGUGUAACCAUUUAUAUGUCUAUAUAGAUAUAUAUAGAUAGGUACAUGUAUAUGUAUGUACAUAAAUACCUAAAUAUGGAUUCCUA
This is a messenger RNA of Odontomachus brunneus, 2188 nucleotides long. It is a transcript of the gene rasp, whose product is annotated as protein-cysteine N-palmitoyltransferase Rasp. Gene Ontology annotation, biological process: protein palmitoylation. Gene Ontology annotation, molecular function: palmitoyltransferase activity. Lineage: Eukaryota; Metazoa; Arthropoda; Insecta; Hymenoptera; Formicidae. Bases 195 to 1682 code for a protein of 495 amino acids. Gene Ontology annotation, cellular component: endoplasmic reticulum. The record is from RefSeq and is a predicted model, not a curated record. The transcript has 8 exons.